Messenger RNA from Phytophthora sojae, 552 nucleotides. RefSeq lists its product as hypothetical. Lineage: Eukaryota; Oomycota; Peronosporomycetes; Peronosporales; Peronosporaceae. Bases 1 to 552 code for a protein of 183 amino acids. The transcript has 2 exons. The record is from RefSeq and is a predicted model, not a curated record.
AUGGUCAAGGACACCCAAGUUCCCUUCGCGGGCCUUAAGUUCAAUGAGAACCCAAACGACUUCCAGCGAUGUAAAGACGCCGUGGUCGCACAUCUCGUGAGCAAGACCAACAGCCGCAAGGUCUCUGAGAUUCAAGCCGGAAGGGCUUCGCCCCGUCAUGGGUUCCAGGAUUUGCUCCUGCGUCCUGCCCAUAUCGCAGAUCCGGGACCAGAUGCUACGGAUGAUGCUCGCAAUCAGCAUGAGUAUGAGGUGGCUCUGCUGGACGAAGUGGAUUCCUACAUCAGGGACAUGUUCAACCGGACCCUGCCUCAUACAUACAUGAAUCAACUGAGUACGCCACUCUCCGCACAAACGGUUGCGGCGUUUUGGGCGCAACUUGAGAAGUUGCGCAACAUGAGAAACCGGCUGAACCGCCAAGGGCAAGAAACGCUGCGUGUGCACUUGUUGCCAAGUCAGCUGAUGAUUGGGAAGGUGCUUGCGAUGCUACCGGGUCAUCUUUGGGGACCUAGCAUCACAUUCUCGCAGGAGGAAAUCUUCACACAGCAUUCAUGA